Molecule: messenger RNA, 3932 nt
Organism: Mytilus californianus (California mussel)
Lineage: Eukaryota; Metazoa; Mollusca; Bivalvia; Mytilida; Mytilidae
Exons: 21
Coding region: 98-3406 (1102 amino acids)
Biological process (GO): proteolysis
Molecular function (GO): metalloendopeptidase activity
Source: RefSeq, a predicted model, not a curated record
CAACAGUUUAUAAGAAUUUAACUUCAAUUUAAUUCUUGGUAUCUUUUUCCGGGUGGAUAUUGAUACGUUUAUUUAAGUUAUAACUAGAAAAAUCAAAAUGAAGUUUUUCUCAAUUGUUUUUGUGAUAUGGAUUCCAAAUAUUUCAUGUUUUCUAAGAUGGCCAUCUUAUGACAAAGUUGAAUACAGAGAAGAAAUACCUGUAAAAAUAUCACAAGGUCUGCGUACAAGACGAUCAGCAGACGGCAGCAUUUAUCCAAAGACUUAUGACCUGGACCUAAAAGUUGAAGGGUCACAAGUUCAUUUCCAUUUAGUACGGAAUGAUGACAUCAAGACUAAUGUUCCAACUUUAUCUUUGAAUCAAGGAAUACUAACAGACAUUUACCUACAAGAACAAAAGGAGUCCAUAUUUUAUCAAGAUAUCAAGAAAGGAGCAUCGUUUGUAGUUCAACAAGAAAAAAAACAGUCAGAAAGCAUGUUCGGCACUUUCAAUUCUGGUGGUGACAGUUUUAUCCUCCAAUCUCCUAAAGGAAGAUUGUCUUCGUUACAUUCCGGCAGCAACAGAUUUGAGUUAAUAAAAGAGAUUAGAAAUCGGACUGAGUUUGGAGAUGGAUUACAAUCCGGUGAUGAUUUGGAAAGUUUACCUGUAAGAAAACAUCAUCGACAGAAAAGAGCCACAGGAUCGAACCAAAUAGAACUAUUAUUAUUUUGUGACUAUGCUAUUUAUGAUUAUUGGUACAGCCAAAGUGAAGCUUCGGCACCAUCUGCAAAAGAGACUGAAGCACUUACAUCUGUCCGCCAAUAUUAUGCCUUUGUUUUAAAUGGGAUGGAUGCUAUGUAUAAGAAUAUCCAGACGUCUGAUUACACGAUAUCGGUCUUAUUUGCUGGGAUAGUUAUAUCGCAGACGCCAAAUGACGCCCCAUGGACUGAAAGUAUUAAGAAUACAGCUGUUUCACCCAACACAGUUGAUUCGAAAGAAUGCUUGAACAAGUUUACUGCAUGGAUUAACGCAAAUUCAUCCCAUUUACCGGAAAGAGACCAUUCUAUGUUAUUUACCAGAUAUGACUUAUCAUAUGUUGGAUCAACUUCAAAUGCUGGACUGGCCUGGACAGGUGCAAUUUGUGGUUUAAAAAGUCAAUCUAUCGUACAGGAUGGCUUUAACUUUAUUAUUGUUACUGUAGCAGCACAUGAACUAGGACACAGUCUGAGCGCCAAACAUGACGGGGAUGGAAACUCGUGCGAUAUGAACGGUGCCUAUAUAAUGGGUUCAUCAAGUAGUCCUCAACAAGACACCAAAGCAACGCACCCAUGGAUAUUUUCUACUUGCUCUACAGACUACUUUACGUCACAGAUAGACGCACUUGAAUUGUCAGGAGAAAGCAAUAAUUGUAUGAAGUCACUGGGAUCCAAUUUUGAUCCAACUGCAUUGGCCCCGUAUGACCAGUCAUUAGCCGGACAAGUGUAUGACGCCGAUGCCCAGUGUGCUCUUAUUAACAGGAACGGAUCUAACAUGUGUAGGGGACAGUACAAUGGUAAUUAUGAAUCAAUAUGCAACGUUCUAUGGUGUUCUAAUCUAGAGGGUACAUCUUGUUAUUCGUCAAUUGCAGGAGAAGGCACUCUGUGUGGCAAUAAAAAGUGGUGUGUUUCUGGAGUAUGUACAUCAGAUAGCAAUGCUCCAGCUGGUAAUGAAAACUGUCUAUACGGCGAUAGACGAGGAGUGAUAUUUAAUAAUGUUGGAUGGACAUGUGCUGACAUGUACACUAAUGCGCCUCACAAUUGUGAUACUGCAGAAGUGCAAGUACUAUGUUGUGCUUCGUGUAACCCAGAAACGACAACUGUUGCAGUAACAACAGAAACCCACACAACAACAAUUAAACCAUUGACUACAACUGAGUAUUUAACGACAACAGAAUCAGUUACAACAGAGCCUCUGACAACAACAGAAUCAGUUACUGCAACAGGGCCUCUGACAACAACUGAAUCGGUUACUACAACAGAGCCUCUGACAACAACUGAAUCGGUUGCUACAACAGAACUUCUAACAACAACUGAAUCAGUUACUACAACAAAGCCACUCACAACUACUGAAUCAGUUACUACAACAGAGCCUCUGACAACUACUGAAUCAGUUACUACAACAGAGCCUCUGACAACAAUAGAUUCAGUUACUACAACAGAGUCUCUGACAACUACUGUAUCAGUUACUACAACAGAGCCUCUGACAACAACUGAAUCGGUUACUACAACAGAGCCUGUAACAACAGCUGAAUCAGUUACUACAACAAAGCCUCUGACGACAACUGAAUCGGUUACAACAACAGAGCCUGUAACAACAGCUGUAUCAGUUACUACAACAGAGCCUCUGACGACAACUGAAUCGGUUACUUCAACAAUGCCUGUGACAACAACAGCACCUCUAACAACAACUGAAUCGGUUGCUAGAACAGAGCGUCUGACAACAAAUGAAUCGGUUACUAUAACAUUGCCUCUGACAACAACUGAAUCGGUUACUACUUCAGAGCCUUUCACAACAACUGAAUCUGUUACUUCACCAGAACUUCUAACAACAACUGAAUCAUUUACUACAACAGAACUUCUAACAACUAGAAAAUCAGGACAGUUUGAAGCUUCUGUGACAAUGGAUAAAACUUGGAAUCCAGCAUUUGCUAACUCCUCGAGCACAGAAUAUUUAGACUUACAGAAAAACUUUACCAAGCAGCUUAUAAAUAUGUAUGAAAAUACAACAAUUAAAGACGAUAUUGAGAAUGUGACAAUCACUGGAUUUAGGAAUGGCAGUGUUAUUGCGGAUUAUAUCAUAGAACUAAAACCAGGGACAACCGAAUCGGAAACAACUAUAACAAAUAUUACAAAACAAGCAGUAGAAAACAUCAAAUCAAAACCGUCACCCGAGUUUGACCUCAUACAGUUGAUUAACACAGACAAAAUUGUUGUCGAAAAAGUAAUAGCAAAAACAACUUAUGGAAUGACGUCGCCAGCAACUGAGACUACAACACAGUCAGUAGAGACAACGGAUAAUUUAGAGCCUCUUAUAAUUGGUAUCGGUGCAGUUUCUGGGGUUAUGAUAUUAGGCAUUGGAAUUUGCAUUAUUAUUUGUUGUAUGCGUUCGAAGAAAUCAUCUGAAAAUACAGAUCAAACAAAAAAGUCAAAUGUAAAUCGAGAUGAUCAUGUUGAUGGCUACACAAAUCAUGGAAUGACCCUAGACAGUGUUCGGGAAUCUCAGUCUUUCAAGGGAUAUGAAGGAAGAACAUCAAAUAGGCAGCCUUUAGAUCCUUGUAGAAUAUCGUAUGGGAAAUCAAACAAUACUCACCCAGCAUGGUAUCCAUAUUAUAAUGCACGAGAUACGAUGUCUGGUUUACGUGGACAUUAUAAUGAAGGGUUUUAUUCAUAAUGCCACAUCUAAAGCUUACGACAAGAACUCAUAGCAAACAUACACAUGAUAAAGGAAUAUGAUGUCCUAGCUGGUUAGGGUAACACGCGACCCACAGUUAAGUACCAGCCAACAAGUUUGUGAUAGAUUGGUGUGUUGCGUUAAUAAUAUAUGAAUACCAUGAUUCAUAGGUUAUCUGAUUCUAGAUCAUCUCAAUAAAAGAUAGACUCUCCAGGGUAAUUGACAAGAUCUUGAAGAUUUGCAGUGAAAAUUGCACAUAUGAACUAUAUAAAGAGCGAACAAUAAUCAAAACGAGAUCUCAAUUACCUGGAUAACUAAGUUUGAUAUGUCUGUAAUAAAACUUAGCAUUUCGUAUAAAAAUUUAAACAUUCUUUUUCAAAUCGUAGGUCUUAUAAUCGCAUAUAAACAUGUUUUACAUUGAUAAAAUCAUAUUUCAUAUGUAAACUUUAUAAAGAGUCGCAACGUCCAACAAUUGUAUCUAAUUUUGAAAUUAGAGGCAAUAAAAUCCUCACAAAAAUUAAAAGAA